Messenger RNA from Sus scrofa (pig), 1941 nucleotides. NCBI's taxonomy places the organism in Eukaryota, Metazoa, Chordata, Mammalia, Artiodactyla, Suidae. The record is from RefSeq and is a predicted model, not a curated record.
GGAUCCCAUGUUGCUGUGGCUGUUGUGAAGGCCAGCAGCUACAGCUCGGAUUUGAGCCCUAGCCUGGGAAUUUCAUAUGCUGCAGAAGUGGUCCUAAAAAGACCAAAAAAAGGGGGGGGGGAUAACAUACAAUCUUAUAUACAUGUGAGACAAGGUCCAGUAUGUUGCUGUAGUUGCAAGAACACAGAAUUAGAAAACAAAACCAGACCAGGGGUUGGGGCCUGGCUGACUGGGCCAGAAGCCCUGGAAUCAGCUGGAGCAGCCAGAGAGGCCCAGGGGGUGCAGAUGCCUGGAGCUUGUGGCCAGCUUGCCUUGGCGCUGCGAGGGACAGCACCUUCCUUGGGUGCCCGUUGCCGGGAGGUGCUUGCACUCCUCGGGGUUGUGGCCCUUCCAGAUGAGAACAAGAGGGAGGGACCCUCCUCAACUGAGAACAAGAGGGAGGGGCCCUCCCCAGAAGAGAACAAGAGGGAAGGGAAAUAACCCCGUGCCUUCUACCCAGCGCCGCUGGAGUUCUUGGUGUGCCCGCUCCCCAAGAAGCCGCUCAGAUAUGAAGCAUCGACAGAAGAAUUAAUCAAUGAAGAGUUGGGAAUAGCCUAUCCAAUUAUUGACGGGAUUCCUAAUAUGAUACCAUAGGCAGCUAGGAUGACACAUCAAAAUAAGAAGCAAGAAGAAAUGGAGCAGCAUUAGAUCACACAGAAAUACAACAACAUACAACUAAAUUUUCUAAACACCAUCUACCUUUUGAGAAGUCAGAGUGGCAGGUAAUAAGUGGGUGAGAAGAAUGUUUGUCUCUUCCUACACUGUUUCUGCUCCAUUGGUCUCUUUGGGAGGACUGUUAUACUCAGGCUCUGUGGAAGAAAGCUUCUCACAGAGCUGCAAUAGCACAGUCAGCCUGUGCUUUUACAGUCUGCUCCUGCCGAUUACCAUACCCGUUUAUGUGUUCUUCCACCUUUGCACUUGGAUGAGUAUUAAACUCUUUCUGCAUAAUUAAUGCAACCAGAGGCAUGAUGGUAUUCACUAAUGAUAUGCUUGAGUGUCCAUCUCUGAAAGCUCGGCUACAUGGAAAUACUAGAAACCCACUGAAUUUGUAGGAAAGAUGCUUAGCAUUUGUCAGAGGUUUAGGACUAUGUGACAUUUAAGUUGCAGAGGCUUCUUUAUUGUAUUUUGGUUCCGCCCCUGUUUUUCCAAGGUUCUGAUUUAUACCUGGUAUAUCAGAAGAAACAUUUCAACAAAGUAUCUCGUUUGAAAUUAACAGCCCCAGCCAUCAUCUGAUGGCUUUUUCUUAUCCCAUUCCUAAUUAAAAAUUACUAAUUUGAAAUGUAUGUUUUUUUUAGAUUCAAAGUCUUUGGUAAAGCCACAUGUUAAGAAUGACUGAAAUAACUACAAAAGAGCUAUGGGGAGCAGUUGAAGAGAAGUGCGGUUGGACUAGUGUGACAUAAAACUAUAAUAAAAUGUAAAUUUCACAUUAAAAAAAUGGCCAAAGCAAUCCUGGGUUUGACAUUUGGUGUGUGACCUUGGCAAACUCUUUGAGUUAGGGAUCCUCAUCUGUGAAAUGGGGACAACAAACACUUUAAACAAACAGGUUUUUUAAAAAUUUAGGAGUAGUAUGUCUUAUCAGGACAAAAAUGCUACCUUUUUUUAUACCAUUCUAUUAUACUAUAAACACACAAUAUAAACAUUCAGAAUAUUUAGGAAAUAAUCUCAGCUAACAGGGAGAAAAACAAACACCAAAAUGCUCCCAAAGUUGGCUAAUCAGCAUUGCUCCUCUGCUGUGCACAACGGCUCGUAAGACAAGCUGGGCAACAUUCACAUAGGCUAUUAUUUAGCAGUUGACUAAUGAUUAAAAUUUUUUAUUUCACUGUAUGUGCAAAAAGAAAGUCAAAUCUCUGUAAAUUUAAAGGAAAUUUAGUUACUAAACAGUGGAAAACACUCAAUAAGCAC